Messenger RNA from Anopheles coustani, 2244 nucleotides. RefSeq lists its product as uncharacterized. Lineage: Eukaryota; Metazoa; Arthropoda; Insecta; Diptera; Culicidae. The transcript is spliced from 4 exons. The coding region runs from base 1 to 2244 and encodes 747 amino acids. The record is from RefSeq and is a predicted model, not a curated record.
AUGUCGUUUGGCCCACGGAAACCGGUCACUGGUCCACCACGUGCCACCCGUCCCACCAUCGCCAAAAAGGUGGUCAGUAAAGCUUCAGUGACGCGGGAUGUUGCAAAACCAAACCGACAACCGGCGACCAAACCGAAGGCACCACCGCCGGCAGUUGCUCCACCGACCAAAAAGCCUCCAACGUUGGCCGUACCGAAGCCACCAAGCGUCCCGAAACCGCCGUCACCGGAACCAGUGUAUGACUACGAGUCGGAUUUUGAAUCUGAUGAGAGUGUCCCGAGUGCAGAAAGCUCCAGCUCGGAACAGGAACCCGUAGACAACACAGAGUCUGAAAACUCCACCUCGGACGGAGGGGAUGACGAAAACGAUGACAACGAUGAUAAGCUAGAAGAAGUGGAAAGUGAAGGACAUUCCAGGACGAAGUUUGAGGAGGUCGAAGAAAAGCCUCCUCAAGUAAAGUACGAACAGCCGGCCCAGAAGAGUAACCCACGAAAUGCUCGGAGUGUAGAUAUUUUAAGCAAAAUAUCACUGAACGAUGUGACGGUGGAUUUGUACAAGUUCGAUCCCGAGGAGUACGCCGAGUUGCGGACACACUUUGGCGUCACCACGACGAUCGCACACGGCAAGCACGUUCAAACCGAUUGCAGUUUGGUAUCGACGGCUCAACAGACAUCCAGAAUUGUGACUCACGAUCGUUACACUUCUAUGCACGGAGGUCUUCGCAGUUUGCAGGCGGAUAAUAAUGAAUCGGAGAGCAUCGGGAACGUGGAAAACGACGAGGAUGAUGUGCAGAAUUAUAGCAGUUUGCAAAAUAUUGAACGAAUGUUUACAACUUUGAACGGAGCCUUGGAGCGAAGGUUUUCCAAAGAUACCGCAAUGCUCGACCAGGUGGUGGUUGGCGGACGUAAGAGUAUCCCCAAUCAGCAGCGAAUCGUUCUUGAGCUGGUGAGAAAAUCCGCACCAAUCUUCGAAGCAUUACUGGAGGCCAAACGAUCUAAACCUCGCCGUACAGACGUGACGCGGAAUGGUGAAGGUACACGACUGGAAGAAGGACGCAAGCAGGAUGGCAAAAUGUCGACGAAUGUGAUACGAUCAUUCGAUACGGGCAAAAUGUGGCCCGAGUAUGAGGUGAAGUUGGUGCAUGCGAACCAAACACCAGAACCGGACCAGUAUGUGAUUGAGUUUUGGGCAAGAGGAACCUACUCUCGGCCGAUGUAUCGCUUCUGCUCGUGGUCUCCGGUGCAAUGUGUGGACUACGAAUGCCGCAAGCGGAUGAUGGUUUUCGGAGGAAGCAGCGACGGAACCCUUCAAAUGUGGCUUGGAGAUGCCGGUCGGUGCUAUAACGAAACUUUACCACCCCAUCAAAUCGUAGCCCCAAACGUGGGACGAAAACACAAGCUGUCUUGUUGGGAAGUGGUGACGCUUAAAGUACUUCCGGUGCCGGUCACCAAAGAUGGCUCUAUGGAGAGUGGAAAUGAAAAUGUCCUUAAUCAGGUGUUCGGGUUGUUUUCGACCGGUAUCAUCGUUGUUUGGCUCGUGCAAAUGGACGCAAGAAAUGUGCCAUCCGUAACCAACACACUGAAUGUCACGUUGGGACAACCGAACGUUUCGCUAGUGCAGUCGAAAGUGAUUGACCUGAACUCACGUAUCGGAAAUCGUUUGACUUACGACGCGCUUCGUUCGUUUGGCAAUCUGCUUCUGCAUGAUCAUCACCAGAUGGUGUUGUCCAGCGAUCGUUCGGUGAUAAGGCUAAGCCAUUUUGUGGAAUCGGAGUACGAUCCGGCGCUACUGAUUCAACCAGACCCUGCCCACUCGAUCGUGACCCUCAAAAGAAUGGCACAUACGACCGACACACUGUUCGCGCUGUACUCUAACAAAACCGUCCACGUACUGAAGCUCAACACCUCGCCGGAAGGUGCUGAAAGUGCACACCAUCACCACCGGAAACAUGAUAAUCAGCCCAAUCUGAUGCUAAGCGUUUGUACGAACAAAUCCUGUACCAUCCAAAGUAUCGUGCACGAGGAGGCAAAACGAUACGGCACGGGCAACAGCGCUAGUGGAGGCCGGGCCGACGGUGGAACUAUAGCUCCGAGGUCGACCGACUUGGAGCAAAACGGCCACGUGGAAUUGGCGACGAGGCCUCGUUUUCAUCAUGGGCAGCAGAUUUUAUUUUUUGGUUCGUGUCAUCCGGACAGUUUAUUGACGGAACAGAACUUCAACGAAAAAGCAUCGAUAGGAUUUUAG